GGCGUGGAAGUCCUCUUAUAGAGAAAUACAUCAACGUCAAUCACCAGACUGAAGGCUCAGUUGGAUCCUCACAAACUCACAAAGCAGCUUAAACUUCAAAUUGGAGAACUUCCAGGAGAUGACACAUGUCACAAUCAGCUGAUGACUGGCCGGCACAGACAGCCCUCUGUUGUCUGCUGUUGCAUGUUACCAUGAAAUCCAUCAGAAGCCUGUUUUUGUUAACCAUCUGUCUGUGCAUGCUGUUAUCAGUGGGUCUGUUGCCACCAGUGACAUCUGGCAGCACCAGCCUGUGGGGUAAAAAGGUGAUCUUCAAGCGUUAUCUGUGUUUGUGGCAGCUACAGCCACAAGUUAUGAUACCAGCCCUUGAGGAACUAACAGUAUGCAUGCAGUUAAAGCGUAGUAUUGAAUCAGAUUUCACUGCUUUCGAAUAUAAAGCCCCAGGUGGAGUUUACACAGAGCUGGGAAUUGGCGGCAACAAUACACAUCUGUUUGCACGACUGUUUGGCAAAGAAUGGGACAUUGCAGUGGAGCUCCAUUUGGAUCAAUGGCACCUUAUCUGCCUCACCUGGUCCAACGAAACUCACAGGCUACAUCUCUACGUUAAUGGUUCAAGCUACUUUUCUGCUGAUCUGAACUCUAAUCCAACCCAGCAGUUGAUCCUAAACGGGACACUUACCCUGGGGAUAUCUCACUAUGUCGACAAAAACGGUCAAGUUCAGCAAGUAUAUGGGAAAACCUUGAUUGGGGAGAUUGGUCUUUUCAGGAUUUGGGCCAGGGAAUGGCACGCUGAGGACCUGGGGAGGCAUAGCUGUGCAGAUGGAGAUGUGGUGAGCUGGGACAAGCGCCAGUGGAAGAAUACCUGCAACCUGAAAGAUGACAAAAGCAUGGAGUGUGUAUGGUCAGACUAUGAAAUCAAAAUGUGGACGUACAUCUCACAUUCUACAAAUCUUGGAAAUUUUACACUGUCACUGGAGGAAAGCAUGAGACACUGGCUGGAGAAGAUUUUCCCCAAGAAUAUUUCUAUCAAUAACGUGUUUGUGUCAUCACCAAGUCAUACCUGCCAUGUGGUUAAAGAUUCUUCUGCUCUACACUUACAACACCAUCAGGGUUCCAGACCAUUAUUAAAUUCAACACGUGACAAGUGUUUCAUCUGGCAAGUUUAUGUGAAUGUGGAUCCUGCAGCAAACAUAGCAGUGGUUCAGUCUUCCAUCGCUGCACUGCUGAAUUUAACCUUCCAAAACGACUUCCUCAACCUGACAGUUGACCUGAAUAACCUCAGCAUUCUGCCCGUGGAUGCAUUUCCUGUAAUGACAGAACCAAUGUCCACUGCUAGCAGUGGGACAUCAGCUUCAAUAGUUGGACAGAAUAGAUUCUUCAGAGUUAACAUCUUGCUGACUAUGACCAGCAGCCCCACAGAUCCCAAAGAGAUGAUCAAUAAAUGGCUGAAAGAAACUCUGGAGGUGAAUGGCACCAUGGUUGUACUGAAUCUCUUCAUAAAUAUGAACACUGCCAGGAGCGUGGAGCGAGAUAAUGGACUGAAGCUCGCUCAUGGCCAUCAGAAACAGUAUAACUGUACCUUCCAUGUUCAGGAGUCUGUUAUAGCAAGUGUUGAAGAAAGUGAAAAGAUAAUUUAUGAGGCACUGAAAUUAAAGUAUGAAAAUAACUCUGUUGUUAUUGAAACUGUGGACGUGGUGCUCAAACAUAUAGUGCCAAGAAACUGUUUAGAAGAAACAACUUCCACAAUCUAUGGAAUAUACAUGUGGCCUGAGGCGUUUCCUCAAAUUACGCAAGAAAUGGGAUGCAUCGAACCGAUAUCAGAAAUCGCUUACAGGCUUUGUAAAUUAGAUAUUCACACUGACAUGACCAGCUGGGCUGAUCCCGACAUGACGAGAUGCAAACCCACCAUGACCAUAUCAGACCUCAAGAAUAUCACUGUCUCGACUGAUAACAUGGCUGAGGUUGUGGACAUGAUUGAAGACGUUGUGGACACUGAGCUGGGCAGCAACGCUGCGCUGUCUCCCUCAGAGCUGGACACAGUGGUGCAGAAACUGAACGAAGUGGUGGAAAUCAGUGACAUCACACCUGCUGUUGGUGGCGAUGUUGUUAAUAUCGUGGCUAGAAUCUUGUUUUCUGACACCGAUGUCACUCCAGUGGCUGGCAUUGUCCUCAAUCUGACAGAAAAGCUGGGAGACAAUAUGUAUUUCCAAAAUGAAUCCAUCAGUUUGAUUGCACCCUCACUGGCUCUGUCCAUGGUCAAUGUGGAUCGAAACACAUAUAAAGGCCUGACCUUUGGAGCGUCCUCCACAUUGUCAAACUCGCACCCUCAGGUUCUUAUUAAGCAUAACUUUGAGAGUGGACCCCUGCCUGACACAAAUGCAACGAUAUCUCUGCCCACUGUGCUCCAUAUCACCUUCCCUGCAGACAAAAUAAAAACUCGUGUCCAGUUCCAGUUCUAUGGAACAGAAGAUCUUUUUAAGGAUCGCCAAUCAACCAAUACGUCACAAUGCAACUGGACUGUGAAUUCUUACAUAGUGUCUGCCAGCAUUAAUAACAGUUACGUGAUUAACCUGAAGGACCGUGUGGUGGUGACGCUCAGCCACCAGAAACCCAAAAAGCCAGACGACAAGGUGCGGUGCAUGUUUUGGGACUUUCAGAAGAACGGUGGGCAGGGUGGCUGGAACAGUAACGGCUGUGAAACCUGGAAUAAUUCUUCUCACCAGACCAGCUGUCUUUGUGAUCACCUAACACACUUUGCUGUGCUCCUGGAUGUGGCCAGAGCUCCCAUUAGUGCCGCCAACACUCACAUUCUGACAGUUAUCUCCUACAUUGGCUGUGGUGUAUCCUCCAUCUUUCUCGGUCUUACACUGCUCAGCUAUGUGGUAUUUGAGAAGUUGCGUCGGGAUUAUCCAGCCAAAAUACUCAUCAACCUGUCAGCUGCCCUGCUGGGGUUGAACAUGCUUUUCCUUUUGAACCCUUGGUUAUCAUCCUUUUCGACAUAUGAGCUCUGCAUCAGCACUGCUGCAGCACUUCACUACUUCCUGCUGGCCUCCUUCACCUGGAUGGGUCUGGAGGCCGUGCACAUAUACAUCGCCCUGGUCCAGGUCUUCAACACUUACAUCCCCUCCUACAUCCUCAAGUGCUGCACAAUAGGAUGGGGUCUUCCUAUAGUCAUAGUCAGUCUGGUGUUAGCCAUAGACAAAGAUGCCUACGGCAUCCUUGUGUAUGAAGAUGAAGCAGGAGAACAGUCCACAGAAGUAUUCUGCUGGAUACAAAGCAACGUCUUCUUCUAUGUGACGGUGGUAACAAUUGCACUUCUGAUUCUGUUGUGCAACAUCUGCGUGUUCAUCGUGGUUCUGAUUCAGAUCAAACGUAUGAAUAUCAAUAAGCCUUCAGGAAACCAAAGCAACAUCUUGCAUGACCUGAGGGCAGCUGCCAGCAUCACCGUCCUGUUGGGUCUGACAUGGUCUGUCAGCUUUUUGGCAGUUGGGCCAGGCAGGGUGGUCCUGAUGUACCUGUUCGCCAUUCUGAAUACUUUUCAGGGUUUCUUUAUUUUUUUGUUCCACUGCUUAAUGAAGGAAAAUGUGAGGAAACAGUGGAGGAUCCACUUGUGUUGUGGACGAUUCAGGCCUGAUUAUUACUCAGAUUGGAGCCGCUCUGUGACAGCAGGGGGCAAAAGAAACCAUCUUGUUAAUUGUGACUCACUUGCUUACAACACCUGCUCCAUCAGAAAAGGCUGUCAUCCUGCUACAAGACCAUACAACCAGUAGAGAGCAUGAGUGUGCAUGUACAUUGUGCUUUCGAAGGUCUUUGCUUAUUAGAAAACAGUAAUGACAUGAAAACAUGGCAAAAAAAAUCUUAUACUGCAGUGGGUGAGGAAAUCACCUGGUGGUUUAAGGAGAAACACUUGAACCUGGUGGUACCUUCAAUACAGUACAAUAAGGUCACCAACAUUAGAAGUAAAUCUGACAGACCCUGAGGCCCAUAGGGUCGAUGAUUAUCUCCAGACACUGUAGCAUGAAGUGGAAAAGAUUCUACAACUCCCCCUGGAUGGGACAUGAAACCAGCGCAGGUUAAUACUUCCCCAAAGAUGACUUGCAGUCAUAAGUUCAAAUUACAAAAGAAGAAGGCACAACAUUUAAAAAGAUCAUAAAAAGACAAUGCAAAAAUGUGUCAUGAACACAGUGAAAUUUUGACAACACAGAGUUAGUAGUGUUGUCUAAUGUACUUGGAAUUUGUGUUAUAAUUCUGAAAUUAUAUGUAGUUCAUUACAUACGGUGCAUCUGGAAAGUAUUCGCAGUGCUUCACUUUUUCCACGUUUUGUUAUGAUACAGCCUUAUUCCAAAAUGGAUGAAAUUGUUUUGUUUUUUUUUUUCUCAA
Thalassophryne amazonica is the source of this 4377-nucleotide messenger RNA. RefSeq names its product adhesion G protein-coupled receptor G4a (gene adgrg4a). Gene Ontology annotation, biological process: adenylate cyclase-activating G protein-coupled receptor signaling pathway; cell surface receptor signaling pathway. The coding region runs from base 126 to 3767 and encodes 1213 amino acids. The record is from RefSeq and is a predicted model, not a curated record. Gene Ontology annotation, molecular function: G protein-coupled receptor activity. The transcript has 28 exons. Gene Ontology annotation, cellular component: membrane. Lineage: Eukaryota; Metazoa; Chordata; Actinopteri; Batrachoidiformes; Batrachoididae.